Molecule: messenger RNA, 228 nt
Organism: Nerophis lumbriciformis (worm pipefish)
Lineage: Eukaryota; Metazoa; Chordata; Actinopteri; Syngnathiformes; Syngnathidae
Source: RefSeq, a predicted model, not a curated record
AUGGCAGACACAGCAGUUGCAACUCCCGCCGACAAGAAGGCGCCCCCCAAAUUCAAGCAGAGGACCACUCGCACCUUCAAGAGUAAGGCCCCAAAGCCUGGCCAGAAGGGAUUCGGAGACGACAUCCCUGGCAUGGAGGGUCUGGGCACAGACAUCACAGUGGUUUGCCCUUGGGAAGCCUUCGGUGACAUGGAACUCAGUGACCUGGCCAAAUACGGAAUUGUCUAG